AUGGCUCAAAUCAUGACCUUUGCAAUUGAUGAGAUUAACAGAAGUGAAACUUUGCUUCCCAAUGUUUCUAUUGGCUACAAAAUCUUUGACACCUGUGGAUCAAGACUGUCAUCUAUGAGUGCAACUAUGGCAGUGAUGAACGGUCAGGAGUUUGCAGCAGGAGACAGAUGCAAUAGACAGUCUCAUAUACAUGCUAUCAUAGGAGAUACAGAGUCUUCCACUACAGUCAUUUUGUCCAGAACCACAGGACCUUUUAAAAUUCCAGUGAUAAGUCCCUUAGCCACAUGCGAAUGUCUUAGUAAUAGGAAUGAAUUCCCCUCUUUUUUUCGGACUAUUGCUAGCGAUUAUCACCAGAGCAGAGCACUUGCACGCUUAGUCAAACACUUUGGCUGGACUUGGGUUGGAGCUGUGAACAGUGACAAUGAUUAUGGAAACAAUGGAAUGGCAAAAUUUUUGCAGACAGCACAGGAGGAGGGGAUUUGUGUCGAUCUGCUGAAGUGCAAAGAAAAAGAAGGGUGCGAAAAAGAUGGAGAGAUCAGUAAUGAGACAGUGAUCACAACUUUCUUUCCAGAUUCAAAUAACUGCCAGCAGUGUCCAGGGGAAUACUGGUCUAAUACUGAGAACACUGAAUGUGUGUUAAAGGCUGUAGAGUUUCUGUCAUUCACAGAAGUUAUGGGUAUAGUGUUAGUCUUUUUCUCUCUGUUUGGAGUAGGAAUAACUGUACUGGUGGCCAUCCUGUUUUACAGUAAGAAGGACACUCCCAUAGUAAAAGCCAACAACUCAGAGCUGAGCUUCCUGUUGCUCUUCUCAUUGACUUUGUGUUUUCUCUGUUCACUUACUUUCAUUGGUCGCCCCACUGAGUGGUCCUGUAUGUUGCGUCACACAGUGUUUGGGAUCACUUUUGUCCUCUGUAUCUCCUGUGUUCUGGGGAAAACAAUAGUGGUGUUAAUGGCAUUCAAGGCCACACUUCCAGGAAGUAAUGUCAUGAAAUGGUUUGGGCCUGUACAACAGAGACUCAGUGUUUUUGCCUUUACACUUAUACAAGUUCUUAUCUGUGUGCUUUGGCUAACAAUAUCUCCUCCCUUCCCAUAUAAAAAUAUAAAAUAUUAUAAGGAGAAGAUCAUUCUUGAAUGCAGUCUGGGCUCUACUGUUGGUUUCUGGGCUGUGUUGGGUUAUAUUGGCCUACUGGCUCUCUUGUGUUUCAUUCUGGCUUUUCUGGCUCGGACGCUUCCUGAUAACUUCAAUGAAGCUAAAUUCAUCACAUUCAGUAUGCUCAUAUUCUGUGCUGUAUGGAUCACAUUUAUCCCAUCAUAUGUCAGCUCUCCUGGAAAAUUUACUGUAGCUGUGGAGAUAUUUGCCAUUUUAGCUUCAAGCUUUGGUUUACUAUUCUGCAUAUUUGCACCUAAAUGUUAUAUCAUUUUGUUUAGGCCUACACUAAAUACAAAGCGAAAUGUAAUGGCGAGAACAUAA
This is a messenger RNA of Paramisgurnus dabryanus, 1470 nucleotides long. NCBI's taxonomy places the organism in Eukaryota, Metazoa, Chordata, Actinopteri, Cypriniformes, Cobitidae. The record is from RefSeq and is a predicted model, not a curated record.